Molecule: messenger RNA, 874 nt
Organism: Drosophila arizonae
Lineage: Eukaryota; Metazoa; Arthropoda; Insecta; Diptera; Drosophilidae
Product: lipopolysaccharide-induced tumor necrosis factor-alpha factor homolog
Molecular function (GO): zinc ion binding
Source: RefSeq, a predicted model, not a curated record
GGCUAGCGCUCAACCCAAAUUCAGUCGCGUGUUGAAAGUGAAGCGCAAAAGUCAUUCAGCGAGAGCUACGAUCUAACGAGAGCGAGGGAGAUUGAACUUCGCACCAUGGAUCAGAAGCGCGCCAUGCUCUAUCCCCAAGUGGAUUUCAACACGCCCAGCGCUCCGCUGCCAACGCCAACAAAUGAAUCGACUGUGCCAACGAUGGAGGCGCCGCCAUCCUACGAUGUGGCAAUUUCAGCACAAACUCCAAUUGUGAUUGCACAGCCACAUACACAACCGCAGCCAGCACUGCCACCACAACAACAACAACUACAGCAGCAGCCAGAACUAUUAGAGCCCACAAUAGUGCAAACAGCACCCACAAAUUUGGGCCCAAAUCCAUGCCGCGUGCUGUGUCCCGCUUGUGGUGCACAGAAGACAACACGCAUGACGCACACAGCCAAUGCGAGGACUCACCUGGCCGCGGCGCUCAUCUGUCUAGUGGGCUGGUGUGUCUGUGCAUGCUUUGUGCCCUAUUGCAUGAAUAGCUGCCGCACAGGUAAUCACUAUUGCCGCAAGUGUAACACCUUUCUGGGCGCCUACGAUCCGCAGGGCGUCAAAUGAUGCAGAGCAAACUCAACGGAAACUGAUGAACGCAAUAACUUAAGAUAAGAUAAGCGAAAGAUGUUGAUCUACAUAUAUAAAUAAGCAGUCGCUUAAGCCUCAAAUGUCAGCUGUUUGUAUUAUAAUAAUAUACCUACAUACAUAUGUAUUUAAGUCCAAUAUUCAUGCAUAUAAAUAUAUUGCGCAUAUGCACACAUACAUACAUAUGGAUGUAGAAAGAUGUGUUUAUGUAAAUUCGAAUGUAUGUGUGUGUGUUGUGUGUAGAAAACGA